Messenger RNA from Rhagoletis zephyria (snowberry fruit fly), 664 nucleotides. The record is from RefSeq and is a predicted model, not a curated record. Lineage: Eukaryota; Metazoa; Arthropoda; Insecta; Diptera; Tephritidae.
GUGCACCUGGGCGCCGCUGCUUCGAAAUGUGCUCGCCCCGGAUGAGACCACGCUCCACCACGUGCCCUACAUCGCCGACUCGGUGGUGAACGAUAUUGAGUGGCAGGACGACCUGCUGGAGCUGUACGACGAUCGGGUGCACAUGCCCGCGGAGCACUUCAUGACCGAUGACAUCCUCUCGGACACCGUUGAUGUCAUCACCGGCCAGGCCUGGGGCGAGGGAGACAUAGUGAUGUGGCCCAGGACACUAAAAGCUCCCGCAGAACCAAUCGCCGUCGACCAAGAGCUCGCCUUUGAGCUGGUCUCCCUGUACAUUGUCAACUACGCCUUCUCGCCUGAAGAGCUGAAGGAAAAAUAUCGAAACUACCAGCGGGUGAAGAACAAGGAGGCGCUGAACGUGAGCACGCUGAUGCCGAACAUUGACGGAAAUGAGGAGGAGGACCACAAUGCGGUUCACAGUCGCGAAGAGGCGCUGAACUCCUUUCAGGAGCUCUUCUGUCCGCAGUGCUUCAUCUACGACUGCAACUCGCAUGUCUUUUGCGAGCCCAUCAGUAAGCCCCAAAGCGAGGGAUGGCUCGCCCAGGGCACUUCUAAGCCCUGUGGAGAGGACUGCUACCUCAACUUUGUAAGCAGAUUUUUUGCCGUCUGUUUACAUUACCUCUAA